Molecule: messenger RNA, 1071 nt
Organism: Puntigrus tetrazona (Sumatra barb)
Lineage: Eukaryota; Metazoa; Chordata; Actinopteri; Cypriniformes; Cyprinidae
Gene: hacd4
Product: 3-hydroxyacyl-CoA dehydratase 4
Exons: 7
Coding region: 278-952 (224 amino acids)
Biological process (GO): very long-chain fatty acid biosynthetic process; fatty acid elongation; sphingolipid biosynthetic process
Cellular component (GO): endoplasmic reticulum membrane
Molecular function (GO): 3-hydroxyacyl-CoA dehydratase activity
Source: RefSeq, a predicted model, not a curated record
UUGUAAAUAAACCAGCUAUUUUAACAAUAAAUAAUAAAUACAAAAUAUUAGGCGUGUCAUAUUGCAAGUAAGCUUAAACUAUGGAGAGAAAAAAACUCCACUGAGGACUGUAUGAGUAUGUAUGAGUCAAACAUAGAAACAGUGUGUGUUGGGAAAACCAACUGUAGAUCUGCCCUCUUGACGUCAGAGGGGGAGUUCUGCGACCAGAACUUCCUCACACACUUGAUUUUACCCUUAAUGUCUUAUUUUGUCUCAUCACUUCGGAAGCUUGGGAGGAAUGAGGUUCAGCCUCAGUCUCACGUAUCUCUUUUCGUACAACUUGCUCCAGUUCUGCGGACACACAUGGGUUUUUGCGAACAUGACAGCCAGAUUUCUCUCUUUUGGCGAAGAUGCCCAGGCUGGCACCUUCUAUUUCGUGGGUGUUAUGAUGGGUGCUUGUCAGCUUUUGUCUCUGUUAGAACUGUUUCACAUCGCAGAUGGUUUUGAGGAGUGCAGACUUUUCCCUCGCUUUAUGCAGGUAAUGGAGAGAAACGUCCUUCUGUUUCUCCUCAUUAGUCUGGAGGAGUUUCAGAGUAAACGGAUAGUGUGCGUGCAGUUUUAUCUGUGGAAUAUACUGGGCCUUCUAAGGUAUCCACACGAGUUAUUUUGCCUUAUAGGCACACCGUAUUUUAAAAUCCUGUGGGUGCAUCAAACGCUCUCAAUCCCAGUCUACUUGCUGUCUGCUGUCACAGAAGGAAUAAACAUUUUGCAUAUGUUGCAGUACUUGUCUGAGUCUGAAGGAAUGGAUUCAGUACGGCUUGAAGUCCCUGCAUCAAUGUACCCGUAUUCCUCCUACAUCGUUAUGGGUUGGUUGCUGCUUCUUGUGUUAGGAUCCGGUAUAACAGUACUGCUUUUGCUGAAGGAAAGGAACGAGAACCUGGAGAGCUGGAACAAAAAACUGAAGAACGACUAAUCAGACAAAUUGUUAGUACAUUUUAACCUUUAGUAUUAUGUUAAACGUUAGGAAACGCACGUAGUAAAACACAAUUAUGUUUGCUCGUUUAAUGGUACUAUUAAAACGUGUUAUUGGUA